Molecule: messenger RNA, 1372 nt
Organism: Melitaea cinxia (Glanville fritillary)
Lineage: Eukaryota; Metazoa; Arthropoda; Insecta; Lepidoptera; Nymphalidae
Product: organic cation transporter protein-like
Exons: 3
Coding region: 16-1347 (443 amino acids)
Biological process (GO): transmembrane transport
Cellular component (GO): membrane
Molecular function (GO): transmembrane transporter activity
Source: RefSeq, a predicted model, not a curated record
UUCCUAUCACCGCCCAUGGACUUCAUCUGUUUGCGAGAGGGAGCGAAUUCGUCAAAGAAUGUAUGCCCCUGCGACAACCCGCUAUGGGACAGAAGCGUGUUUACUGAAACAACGCAAACUAAAUUCGGAUUAUACUGCGAAAGCAUUUGGCUAAUUAGCUUUUCACAAAGCAUGAUGUAUAUUGGCUUGUUGAUCGGAGCUCUGCUCUUUGGAAUCUUGUCAGACAGGUACGGUCGCCUAUCUAUGUUCACUUUAAGCUGUCUCAUUUUAUCUGUAUCUGGAUGCUUAGUCAGUUUCAUGCCUACUUUAUCUUCUCAUACUUUUAUGCGCAGUAUUGAAGGCAUUGGUGCAGGAGGUGCCAUAAUCACAGCUUAUGUUCUUUGUAUCGAAUAUUGCGGCUUGAGGUACCGAGAAAUUGUAACGGCAUUCUUUCAUGUACCAAUUAACAUCAGCCAUAUGACUUUACCUGGAAUAUCAUAUUCAUUACGCAACUGCGAUGCGUUUCAACUGGCAAUAUCGAUUCCUGUUGUAUUUUAUGUUAGUUUGAGAUGGUUGAUAAUGGAAUCACCGAAAUGGUUAAUGGACAACGACCACAUUGAUGAAGCGGUUAGAGUUAUGGAAAAAUUUGCGUCAUUCAACGGAAUAUCUUGUGAAAACAUCAGAGCACAAAUCGAAGAGUAUCACACCCAACGUUCAACAAAAGCGCGGCGGCAGAUUAAGUUUUGGCAGAUAUUCAAACACAAAAAAAUAGCCAUGAAUCUUUUUUAUAUGUCCGUGAUAUAUUUCCUUUGCGGUAUGGGCUAUUAUGGUGUGUCUCAAUAUAUUGGCAAAAUGAGUGGAGAUAUUCAUGCAAACGUAGCGAUUUCUGGUGCCUUGUUACUGCCAGGAACAAUAGCAGCAAUAUUUUUACUUAAACUCUUAAACAGAAGGACAUUUUUGAUAUCGACUAUCUUUUUAUCUGGUGUGUUUAUGAUUGUAACGAUUUGUGUACCGUUCCAUUUAAACUUAAUCAGAGUUGUGAUUGCGUGUAUAUGUAAUUGUUUUUUCUUUAUGUCAUUUUUGAUAGGUUUUCUUUUUGCUGUUGAAUUGUUCCCUACACCUGUUAGAAAUUCUGUACUCGGUUUUUUAUCAGUUUCAUCAAGAGUGGGUCAAAUCAUAGCUCCUCUUAUAAAUUCUUUACCUGAAAAUAUAUCUGGUGCUGUGUUUGGAGUAUUUGCUUUGAGCGGAACAGUUUUUUGUUAUUUGCUACCUGAAACUAAAGAUACUGAAUUACCUUCAUCGUUGGACGAUACAAAAACACUAACUCGAAGAAGAACUACUCAUGCAGCCAAUGUCGCAAUAACGUGAUUAUAUUUAUAUAAAAAAAAUGUGU